This is a messenger RNA of Cavenderia fasciculata, 2547 nucleotides long. RefSeq lists its product as uncharacterized. The transcript has a single exon. The coding region runs from base 1 to 2547 and encodes 848 amino acids. Lineage: Eukaryota; Evosea; Eumycetozoa; Acytosteliales; Cavenderiaceae. The record is from RefSeq and is a predicted model, not a curated record.
AUGUAUAUGUUUCAAAACUUUGUAAAUUAUUUAAAAGGACAAGAUAAUAGUAGUAAUAAUAAUAAUAGUAAUGAUGAUGACCAAGAUGAGGAGACGGAGGAGUUAGAUUUAACUCUUAGUUUACCAUGGCCAAUCAUUGAAAAGAUCAUUAGACUUGCAUUUAUUGGGUACAAUGUGUGUACAUGUAUACAUCAUAAAGAGAUGAAAGAUAUGUUUUUACAAUCGAGGUCAUUGGCCACCGGCUCAAUGUAUUACUCGGCACUGACCAUGCAACCAAUGCUCCAACACUGGGCACUAAAGAGAGAUGACAUGUGUUCUCUUCAUCGUUACUACCACGACAAGGGCAAUGUACCAGCAUUUAUAUUCACACGGUUACAGCUAACUGGUGGUGGUGGACAUUUGGCAAGAGGCAAGUCGAUUGGUAUGGGGUGGAGACUGUCUCUUGCAUUGGUCUCUAGGAAAAUGUUUGCACUAGUGUCACGCGAAUAUAUAUACUCUUCUGACAUUGUAUUUUAUUUGGAUUUGUGGAGAGUUUAUAAUUUAAAAUACGGUCUAUCAAAGAGACCUUCCAUUAUUACUAUCAAUCAUUUUGAAUUUGGUGGUGGUGGUGUUGGAAACAUUGACAAAUCAAUCACCUCUCAUCUUUCAAUAUUACAACAUGCCAAUGAAUUGAUAGUGGAUGGUGGACGUGAAAGUACGAUCAACUUAGUGAUUUCACAGAUACCAUAUCUUUCCAAACUGACUGUCAGGUGUAACUUGGAACCUACCAUGUCUCAAUGGAUCAGUCAACUAAAACACCUAACAACUGUCGACUUUGUAAAUUUCCCUCAACAUCAAAGGGUUGAAAGAUUUUUAAAAGAAUUGAAUCCAUUGAAAUGUCAUCCAACCAAGAUCUAUGUACCCUAUAAACUAGACUUUAAUUGGAAUAGUUUACAUGGUGAUAUUAAACGGCGGUUGGUUGGUAUCACCUAUACAAAAGAUUCGGCAGAGCUGGUUCAAGGUGAUUUCCCACGUCUACGACAUAUAAAUGUGAAAAAAGCCAAGGGUCAUCUGCCAACUUCACCAGCCAACAAAAUCAAAACCAAACAAUGGAUAAGAAAAGAUUUUGUACUAUCAAAAAAUUAUAAAUCCAUUACCAUCAAUGUUAUGUUUUUAGAUUCGCUCAGCAAAAUAUUAGAUUAUAAUUACCAGGCAACAAAUUUAUCAACGAUUAAAAUUUAUACAGAUAAUGUAAUUUAUGAUAAUGAUAUAAUUAAAAUGAAUCAAAUGGGUUAUAUCUAUAAAGGUUCAAUAUCAUCUAUAAAAAAAAAAAGAAACAAAAUUAAAUUUAUUAAAAGUAAUCAAACAAAUCAAAGUCAAAAUCAAAUUAAUCAAAAUCAUGUUAAUCAAAAUAAUAAUCAAAAUAAUCAAAUUAAUAAUCAAAUUAAUAAUAAUAUUUAUAAUAAUAUAAUUAUUUUACCAAAUAUAAUAUUAUAUAAAAUAAUAAUGAUGGUUUGGAAAUCAAGAGAAUUUUGUACUUGUAUGGUUGAUCAAAAUUGGAAGAAUAGAUGGGACAAGGAACAACAUGGAUUAUUUAAUAAUCAAAUAUUGAUCGAUCAAUAUUGUAAGAUUAAAGAAAAUUGUCCAGUUCAUUUCUCGAGUGUGACACCGUACCAACCACUCACGGUCGAUAAAGAAAUGAUGAAUCAUUCAAGAUUACAAUUAUCACUCAUCAACAAGGAUAUUUGGAGUUUUAUAGCCAACCGUUUAUUCAUGUCUUUUGACUUGUCCAGAUUAACCUUGGAUGACAUUAUCAAGAGACAGCGGAAUCCAUGCAGUUUGGCAUUCAAGUGUAUUAGGUCGGUAUCGAUUACAAAUAGUUUGUUGGAUAUGGAGAUUACAGAGCAUUUAAAAACUGUUACCAAACUACACCUAGAGAUUACUGAUUCAUCAGCAUUGGGAGUAUACGUGUUGGAUCGUUUUCCCAAUCUAUCGAGUCUUGUCUUGUCAAGAAAUGCAUAUUUUAGAGAGAGUCCAAUUGACACUGUUCUCAUUUCAAAAUGUCAAUCUCUUACAAAUCUGACGGUAAUUGGAUGGGGUCGAUCAGAAUUCAAUGCAGAGCCACUCGAACAAUUAAAAGGACUAAGAAAAUUAAUCCUUUCAAAUGAUCAAUGGUACGAUCAAUUGUCACCAUCGUUUAGACGGCAAAUCACAUCGACAAUGAUGGAUGACGUAUCAUCGCUCGUUACACAAUUUCCAAAUAUUCAACAAAUUCAAUUCCCCAUCCAACAAAUUAAACUUAAAUCAACAAUCACACGUACGACUAUUAUCAUGACUAUUGACCAAGCCAAAAAACAUCCAUUCCCACUGCUAUUUGAAUUAUUGUCUAGUAUUCUUAAAAUGGAUAGAUUAGAUCUAGAUAUUAGAGUACAAUUGCCACACGCUCGAAUAUCUAGGUUUGAAGAAUUGAUGGCAUUGGCAAAUCACCUAGAUUUACAAAUCAUUGGUUCUAAAAUGGGUAAAUCUAAAAAUACUUCUUUAAUCUUUUUAAAAAGAACAACAAAAUAA